UGAGGCAGCAUGAUUAGAGUAAUAUCAAACCAGCUUAAUGGGCUCUCCAGGGCUACAUCAUCUCUAUCAAUUCCUUGGCAACAAAACCUCUUCAAAUGGAACUUACUUCAGAGCACCAGCCACUUGAAAUCAUCUGAUCAUCUCUUCCUGUCAACCAAGGCAACAACAUCUCUCCAUCGGUCACUAGUAACAUCACACCGAUGGUGCUCAUCAAGAACUGAAGCAAAAACAUUCAGGACUUCUCAAGGAACCUUAAAACUAUUGUCACAUUUCGGAGGAACCCACCAUCUUCACACUUCAUCCUCAUUAUAUCACACAGGAAUCGUAUCAAGACUUACUAGGCCUUACAUUGCGACAUAUCAUUUCACAUGUAGGAACUGUCAUCGUAAUGUUAGAAGUCCGUUUGUGCCAGGAUCUGUACGUUUCAAGAGUUCACAUAGUAGCAGCCAGCAGAAUGCAUGGCGUGAGAGGAAUAAGUCUGUCAUGUUGUAUGUGAUUGCUGGAGCAGUCCUUGUGGUUGGAUUCUCUUAUGCAGCUGUUCCUCUCUACACAGUGUUUUGUCAGGCGACAGGUUUAGGAGGUCAAGCCACCGCAGGUCAUGAUAUUGAGAAGGUAGAGACCAUGGCUCCAGUGCGAGGGCGAGAGCUUGUGAUACGAUUCAACGCAGACACCGCUGCCAGCAUGAGAUGGAACUUCAGACCUCAACAGACUGAAGUCAAGGUUGUACCCGGUGAGACUGCCCUAGCCUUCUAUUCAGCCAUGAACCCUACAGAUAAACCCAUUGUUGGUAUCUCAACAUACAACGUAGUGCCCUUUGAUGCUGGACAGUACUUCAAUAAGAUCCAGUGUUUCUGCUUUGAAGAGCAGCGGCUGAACCCUCAUGAACAGGUGGACAUGCCAGUAUUCUUCUACAUCGACCCUGACUUUGAUGAAGACCCUAAGAUGGCCAAGGUUACUAAUAUCACUCUAUCCUACACCUUCUUUGAGUCCAAGGAAGGGCUUGAGCUUCCUGACCCUUGGUCAAGACCAGAAUGACCACCAGGGGGAAUUGACCAUCAACAUUGAUUUGUGUGUGAAUAUAGCCAUCGCAAGGACAUCACACCCAUUGUAGAUGAGAUUGACCAUCAGGCCGUUCAUGGCUUUGGUAAUGAUCGUUGAAGUGACCGUCAUAGUAGCCAUCACAAUGAAUAGCACUAUUCUGAAUGGCUGUCAUGAUUUCCGUCAGAAUGACCAUCAGACUGGCUGAUAUGGGAAUGUUUCACGAAGCAACUUGUCGGUGAGUAGUUGCAAUUGUUACUGAAAUCCUUGCAUUUGAUUGGCUGAGAGCUACUCUGUCCUUGACAAUGACCGACAAAUAGCUUCAUGAUAUCGUGCCCAGAUUUACAUUGAUCACUAAACUUCUACUCAUGCUUUUUGUUAUUUUAUUUUUACUCCAGUGUAUGUUUCUUUCCCUUACCAUGUUCAG
This is a messenger RNA of Lytechinus variegatus (green sea urchin), 1465 nucleotides long. Its product is annotated as cytochrome c oxidase assembly protein COX11, mitochondrial-like. The transcript has 4 exons. NCBI's taxonomy places the organism in Eukaryota, Metazoa, Echinodermata, Echinoidea, Temnopleuroida, Toxopneustidae. The record is from RefSeq and is a predicted model, not a curated record. Gene Ontology annotation, molecular function: copper ion binding. The coding region runs from base 10 to 1035 and encodes 341 amino acids. Gene Ontology annotation, cellular component: mitochondrial inner membrane.